Messenger RNA from Malaya genurostris, 2121 nucleotides. It is a transcript of the gene BBS8, whose product is annotated as tetratricopeptide repeat protein 8. Gene Ontology annotation, cellular component: BBSome; ciliary basal body; non-motile cilium. The transcript is spliced from 4 exons. The coding region runs from base 701 to 2104 and encodes 467 amino acids. The record is from RefSeq and is a predicted model, not a curated record. Gene Ontology annotation, molecular function: protein binding. Gene Ontology annotation, biological process: non-motile cilium assembly. NCBI's taxonomy places the organism in Eukaryota, Metazoa, Arthropoda, Insecta, Diptera, Culicidae.
UCUACUGCUUGAAUAAUCCGCUAACAUCUAUCGAAAAUUAUUUCUAAUUUUUGCAAUCCUUGUGAGAAAUUUUCAGGUUUCGAGUUCUUCUUUCAAAUAAGGAAUUGUAACAGUUCAGCUAGCGCAAAUCGUCGUUUGUCAGGUCAAAUCAGUGCGUGAGGCAAAAUUACAGGAAACGAAAACCACCAAAAUCAAUUCAUUGUCAAAAAAAUAUGGACAAAACACUGCCCAAGUGAGGUGUUUCUCGAAUUAAUUCAUCUCGCAUCCGUUGAGCGAAACCAAAACCGGGAAGUAAAAAAGAACGAACAAGUUGCAAAUUUAAAAACAUCUACAUUUUUGUUCACCGUAGUCGUCGUCGUCGUCGUCGCCGUCGUCAUCGUCGUCCCUUUUCUGGACUUGACUGCUCUGGAGGCAAAAAGUGGUCGAACCGGACCCCAAAAGUAUUCCAUUCCAUAAUAAAAGAUUGCGCGAAAGAUUGCAGUGAAAAUAUCGGAAGGAGAAGUGGUCCGUGGGGCCCUGCUGGCGAAGAAUUUGCAGCGAAAUUAAGGGAAACGGACGCCGGAUCCAGCAAAAAGGCACACAUAAAACGAGCGAAUCUUACGAAGCUCUCGAUUUGUUUUUUUCCCUCUUCAACUGGCCAACAAAAGACCACAUCGGAAGGACAAGAAAACCACGACAGUCCCGGGAAGAAAAUUAUAUAAUGGACAAAUUUUUUGCAGCUGUAUCAUUAUUUCGUCGUCGAAAAUAUGAUGAGUGUAUCGAGGUGUGCAACGAGUUGCUGCAGAAUAAUGCCCUUCAUCAAGGUCCUUGGGAGCUGAAGAUGCGAUCUAUGACCCAGCGAGUGUACAUCGAUGACAUCGAGGCAGACGACGAUGUGGCAGAGGAUAUUUUGGACACGCAGACCAUCGCAACAGCUCCACGACCGGGCACCUCGAUCCGGACAGCGGCCGUGACUUCUGCAACGACGGUUUCGGGAAAGGCAACGGCAGCUGGUUCUCGGCCCCGAACUGGUACUGGGAGACCAAUUACCGGCAUUUCUCGCCCGGGAACGCUUUCGCUGCAACGACCUGGAUCCACUCUUGGCAACAAAUCUGCAUUGAAAACCGCAAGAACCGCAGGAUCUGCCAGAAAUAUACGACUGGGAUCAGCUUCGAUGUUUGCCGUUGGCGAUCCAACGGGGCCACUGUUUCACAUCUCCCGGUUGCAUCCGGAUAAAUACGCCGAGAAGGACUCUAUUUCGAAGCCACUGUUCCAGUAUCUGUACUACCACGAGGGGGAGAUCCGGAAGGCGAUGGCACUUUGCGAUGCGGUUCUGAACAAUAAGCGAUCCGCUGCCGGCUGGUGGUGGAAUACUCAGAAAGCCCGCUGUCUGAUUACCACUGGAAGUCCCCGGGAAGCGGAGCAGUAUCUUAGAACGGCCCUGGCUGAACUGUACCAUCCAGAUACGGUGUUACUUCUCGCCCGAAUCUACAUCAAAAUUGACCAACCAACGGCCGCAUUAGAAAUAUGCAAAAGUUCUCUCGAAAAGCUGCCCAAUGAUAUCACUAUCCUGACCCAGCAAGCCCGAGUUUUAGAGCUGGUUGGAAACCUUUCAGCCUCGGUGCGUCGCUACCGGCAAAUUUCCCAGUUGGAUGCCAUGAAUACUGAAGCUCUGGCCUGCAUAGCCGUUAGCUAUUUUUACGGAAACCAGCCGGAAACAGCGUUACUUUACUACCGAAGAAUUCUGUCUAUGGGAGCACACAGUGCCGAACUGUACUGUAACAUCGGUAUCUGCUGUUUGUAUGGCGGACAGUUGGAUCUGGUGUUUCCCUGCUUUCAACGCGCCAUUCGGAUGGCAACAAGAUCGGAUCUGAAAGCCGACGUAUGGUACAAUUUGAGUUUUGUCGCACUGACUACCGGGGAUGUACAUCUGGCCCGUCGUUGCCUCCGGCUCUGCAUUGCCACCAAUGCGUCUCACGGACCCGCACUGAACAACAUGGCCGUGAUGGUAGCCCGCCAGAAGCAAUAUACCAAAGCCAAAUCCUAUCUGAUGUCGGCGAAAGCCGCCUUGCCAAACUGCGACGAAAUUUUGAAUAACUUAGAAUAUAUAGAAAAUUUUGAAUAAAAUCAUGGCAAAAUCGA